GACUCAGCGCGCGCAACCGGCAUGGGGAUUGUCACAAAGACACUCCAAGAUCCUUCUGCCCCCGGGGAUAGAGGUUUGAGUAUUGUUGGUGUUGAUAGGAUCAUCAAGCUCAACAAGGCCAGCCGAAAGAAGGACUUGCUGAUCGAGCUGGCGACCCAGGAUCACGACGAUCGCCCAGCUUCAGACCAAGGUCCUGAAUCACCUUCACCCAGACGCGAUCACAUCGGUUUCGGCCGCCACGCCGACCUCACCUACAGUCAGCUGUUCAACGACACGCCCAACUAUGCCAAUUGGGCAGCGCAGACACACCAGGAGAAUGUGGACGCGCAGACGCGCAUCCCAAACUUCAUCGCGCGCGGCUACCGCAAGUCCAAGGACAAGUCGGCCAACAGUGGGACAGCCACCAGUUCCCACAACGAGGCGCACAUGAUCCAGAUGAUGGAGAAUCAGACCGCCGUGAUUCAGAGCCUGUCCGAGAACAUGCUCAAGAUGCAGCAGGAGCUCGAUCGCUUGAAGAAGGAGCGCCCCCGCAAGAAGGACAAGUGA
This is a messenger RNA of Symbiodinium pilosum, 546 nucleotides long. The record is from the annotation of a GenBank genome assembly. Lineage: Eukaryota; Dinophyceae; Suessiales; Symbiodiniaceae.